GCUCCCCCACUCCUCACUCCCACGCGAGACACCAGGAAGCGCCCCACAAGCCAGUGUAGCAGGAUCGAGGGCUCCUUGAUCUGGUCUAGCUACGCCUCAAAGUGGGAGCCGUCGGCUGGCAAGUGGCGAGGCCGGCUUCGGCCUACAAAGACAUCCCAGAGACCACUGAGAAGCUUUGCGAUUACUACUAACAACCCCCAAAGCUUACUUCUUCCCCCGCAGUAUAUCUAGCUCUUCUCAGACCAUCCGCCUCGACGCCCGAACAGCGCCCCGAAAGUUCACAAUGGCUCCCUCUGCCGUUCCCGUCACUUCCACCCAGCUUGUUCUGUCAAAAGAAGUCACAAAAGCAACUGAUAAGGAGCCCACCAAGGUCCUCACACCCCUCCAAGCUAUAUCGCAGGGCGAAUGUCUACCGGGAAUUCCCCUCUUCUCCAGUUUUGACAAACAUCGAGCAUGGAUCCUCAAUCACAUGGCGGGCGCCUUCCGCGUGCUCGCCCGCAAAGGCUACACCGAGGGCAUAAGCGGCCAUAUUUCUGUUCGCGAUCCUGAGCACACUGACACCUUCUGGACGAACCCGCUGGGACGCCACUUCGGGUGCCUUCGGGCCUCCGAUAUGGUGCUUGUGAACUUCGAAGGACAAGCUGUCGGAGGGAACAGGAGCAGACCAGCUAACGCGGCUGGAUUCCUGAUUCAUAGCGCUGUCCACAAAGCGAGACCGGACGUCCAUGCGGCGGUUCAUGCGCAUGGCAGAUUCGGAAAGGCUUGGAGUGCGUUUGCGAAGCCACUGGAGAUGCUGAACCAGGAUGUUUGCUAUUUCUAUGGGGAUGCACAAGGCGUGUAUGAAGAGUUUGGCGGAAUCGUGUUCAAUGAGGAAGAAGGAAAGAGGCUGGCGGCUGCAUUGGGACCGAAGGGGAAAGGUCUUGUUCUCAGGAAUCACGGGCUAUUGACCGUUGGGGGGACGGUGGAUGAGGCUGCUUAUCUCUACACGCUCAUGGAGCGCAGCUGCGAGAUACAGCUCAUGGUUGAAGCCGCAGCGGCCAAUGGCCUCAAAAAGAUCCUAGUUGAUGACGAGGCGGCAGAGUACACUUUCCGCAUGGCUAGCGAUCCGGAAGCAUUAUAUUGGGAAAUGCAACCAGAUCUCGAGUUCGAGCACGAGCAGUGCAACGGCGACUACGAGAAAUGAUCCCGGAGCGAAACAACAGAGUCUAUAGUAUUACAUAAUUUGAUUGCUGGCUUCUGACCAUUUGGUCUUGUUGUCAACCAGCUGGCCGACAGUGAUGACUUCGUAUUCAACAACACCAUCUCAUACGCGUUAUAGAAUCACACCAAGCCAACAUGAAGGUAUCGUUUGAUGUGCGAACGUAUGGCUUUAGAUCAAAGAGGAAGCUUUCUAAUUGGC
Molecule: messenger RNA, 1399 nt
Organism: Mytilinidion resinicola
Lineage: Eukaryota; Fungi; Ascomycota; Dothideomycetes; Mytilinidiales; Mytilinidiaceae
Product: class II aldolase/adducin domain-containing protein
Exons: 2
Coding region: 284-1183 (299 amino acids)
Cellular component (GO): cytoskeleton
Molecular function (GO): actin filament binding
Source: RefSeq, a predicted model, not a curated record